Thamnophis sirtalis is the source of this 1313-nucleotide messenger RNA. The record is from RefSeq and is a predicted model, not a curated record. NCBI's taxonomy places the organism in Eukaryota, Metazoa, Chordata, Lepidosauria, Squamata, Natricidae.
GGAACCCCAACUCCUAAGUGGUGCCAGACCUCAGGGUGUUGAUUCUCGGAUGGCUGAUGUGGAAAGAAGGAAGAAGAGGACAGCAAAGAGAAAGAGACCGAGGACGCCUCUCGAAGCUUUCCACCUGAGCUAUCUUUGCGUCACGGACCUCUCUGCUCAAGUCUGGUGUGAGCAGCAGGCAGUUUAUCACAAAGAAAAGCCAGGUGUGCAAUUGCCAGAGAAGACAACGGUUGUGUUAAAUGCAGGGAAGUCCAUCCAUCUUGCCAGAGAACUGCAAGAUCAUAACCUGGUGCCUGUAAAGACUAACAGCCGAGAAGACAGAUGGGCCAUCAAGCUGCUUAACAUCCUCCUGACCAUAACUAAUCUACGAAAAGGUCAGCGUGUGCGGGAAUGUCCGGUCUUCGGCGUUUUAGAAGGCGUUUUCGUGUUUGGGAUUAUUGACCAGCUGAAUUAUACGGCUAAAGGGGAAUUGCAACUGAACGAGUUGAAGACACGGGAAAGAGCCUACAUGCCUGUACCUGCGCAGAAGAAGAGGGACCAUUUCCAGGUCUCUUUGUAUAAACAUCUCUUUGAUGCCAUGGUGCAAGGAUGCUUAACCCAAGACAUUUUCACACAUCACCUUCGUCUGAAGCUCAAACAGUCACUUGGCCAGGAGAUCCAAGAACACGCUCAAAAAGCUGGGUUCGUGGUGCAGUGCUUCGAAGACCUCCUGGAGCUGGUGCUCCUCAACUUGACCCACUCAGACAUUCCGCCCAUCGACCGUCUUCAAAUUGAAUACAUUCAUCAACAAACCAACACCUUGCUGGGCACUGAAGUCAUCACCUAUGACCAAGAUGAAUUGAUGUCCAUGUCCCAUUAUUUCUUAGACUAUUGGAAAGGGCAAAGAGAUCCCAAGGGAGUGGACAUUGAAGACACUUGGAAAUGCUCCUAUUGCCUCUUUGUCGACAUCUGUGAUUGGCGCCGGCGGAAAGCGGACAGCCUGAUCCAAAAGAGCAGCGAGAAGAAAUCCUGAGCAAGAGCCAAGCCAACCCUAGCCAACUCCCUGCUCUACCCUUCCGUCAUUCUUCCAACAGUAUCACCGGGCUUGCUAAAGAUGAUAGAAGCUGUAGCCCAGUGUUUUCAACAAGACUUCUUUACAGGGGUGAAAUGCUACCGGUUCGGACUGGUUUGCCUGAACCAGUAGCAAAAAAUGCUACCGGUUCAGGCAGACUGGUAUUGCAAUGAUCGGCUGUGACGUGCCAUUUAUAUUAGCUAGAAUUGUCCUACUUCCUGCUUUCUAGAUAAUCUAAAUUGUGUGGCAGAGAGGAUUCCCA